AGACCUUCCACAAACAGGCAGAUCGAAAAAAUCCAGACAGAAGCCAAAGCGGCCUUUGGAAGAUAUUUGACGGAGGCGGCCAUCUGGAAAGGAAUCAGAAAACGCGACAGGAUCACAAGAGAGGCAGCCCAAUGGAUGUGGAUGGCCACCCAUGACACAUACAUGAUAGGGGCGAAGUGGCUGAGACCAAACAUGUCACCCGAACAAAGAGAUCGCGCGACAUGCAAGAAGUGCGGAUCGAUCGAAACAAUGGAUCACAUACUUUUCCAGUGCAAAGCGAAAGGAAGAAAGGAAAUCUGGAAACUUCUUGAU
Molecule: messenger RNA, 312 nt
Organism: Epithele typhae
Lineage: Eukaryota; Fungi; Basidiomycota; Agaricomycetes; Polyporales; Epitheliaceae
Exons: 1
Source: RefSeq, a predicted model, not a curated record